AUGACGCGACUAUCAGAACCGCAAGACGACAGUGAUCUCGCGAUAUCAAACCCGCAAGAGCCACAAGUAACGUUACCGGACGAAAAAAUCGACACGAAAAUCGAACCUCUCGAACCGCUUCCCACGAAACGAGGAUGGAGGUUCUGGCUCAUCUUCCCAGGCUUAUGUUUUGCGAUUCUACUAGCCGCGCUUGAUACUGCAAUCGUAGCUACCGUUCUGCCAACUAUUGCCGCCGAACUUAACUCUGGUUCUUUGUUCAUUUGGGCAAUCAAUGGAUAUUUCGUUGGUAUUGCGGCUGUUCAGCCCAUGUAUGGCCAAUUUUCUGAUAUCUAUGGACGGAGAUGGCCUAUGCUUAUAUCGGUCGCGAUUUUUGCCCUCGGCAGUGGAUUGUGUGGAGGUGCUACUUCGACUGUGAUGCUUAUUGCUGCGAGAGUUGUGCAGGGUCUUGGUGCCGGAGGGAUAUUUGCGUUAGUAGAAAUCAUUGUGGCGGAUCUUGUCCCGUUACGAGAGAGACAACAAUUCAUGGCAGCCAUUCAAGCAUUCUUUGCAUUGGGAACAUUCGUCGGCCCUGUUAUCGGUGGAACAAUUGUGACGCACUCUUCUUGGAGAUGGGUAUUUUAUAUAAAUCUUCCCGUUGCUGGAGUUGCGCUGGUACUGCUCUUCAUCUUCCUACAAAUGCACCACAAGCGCGAAGGUACAAGAUUACAAAGAAUGCUUAGAGUUCACUAUCUAGGCCAUAGUAUUCUGAUAGCAUCCGUCGUGGUAAUUUUGAUCCCUCUGACUUGGGGAGGCACCAAAUACAGUUGGUCAUCCUACCGAGUCUUGGUACCGCUUUUCCUUGGAUUCGCGGGUUUGUUCAUCUUCGCUGCAUACCAAGUAUACGUUGCCAAAGACUUAGCUUCAGUCCCCCCUCGUUUGUUCGGAAACAGCGUAUCAACACUUGCCUUUGUCAUGACUUUAAUUCAUGGUAUCUGCAUGUCAUGGCUCAGUUUCUUCCUUCCGGUAUAUUUCCAAGUCCUACUCGAAGUUACCCCGGAAAUGUCUGGAGCCUAUCUCCUCGCCACCGUUAUCCCCCUCAUGCCAGCAGCAAUGUUUGGCGGCUGGUACAUUACCAAGACCGGUCGCUAUAAGCCCGCUCUCAUUGCAGGAUGGGUUUCCUUCUCGCUAGCCGCUGGGCUCUUUACCACCCUCGACAGCACAUCAUCGCCUGGUAAAUGGAUAGUUUUCCAAGCUUUCGGCGGAAUUGGCGGCGGUCUGAUUCUCACUACUACAAUCCCAGCAAUCCAAGGAUCCCUAGAAGAAAAAGACGUCGGACUAGCAACAGCAAUUUGGUCUUUCGUACGAUCACUAGGUACAAUUUGGGGAGGAGCAAUUCCUGCGGUGAUAUUCAGUUCUAGGUUUGAUGAAUUGUCCUACCGUAUUAGCGAUCCAGCAGUCCGAUCACUCCUAGAACGCGGUGGAGCUUACGAACAUGCCAUUGCAUCUUUUACACAGUCUUUUAACGACAACCCGAUAUUGAAGGCUCAGAUCAUUGAUGUUUAUACCGAAGCACUCAAGCGAGUAUGGCAGGUUCUGAUUGCGUUUACUUUGGCAGGUGUGCCUCUUUCGAUAAUUAUUAAGGAGGUUGAGUUGAGGACGACGUUGGUCACAGAAUAUGGGUUGAAGGUCAAAGAGAAAGACGAGGAUGGAGUUUGA
Molecule: messenger RNA, 1695 nt
Organism: Glarea lozoyensis ATCC 20868
Lineage: Eukaryota; Fungi; Ascomycota; Leotiomycetes; Helotiales; Helotiaceae
Product: MFS general substrate transporter
Exons: 4
Coding region: 1-1695 (564 amino acids)
Biological process (GO): transmembrane transport
Molecular function (GO): transmembrane transporter activity
Source: RefSeq, a predicted model, not a curated record